Monopterus albus (swamp eel) is the source of this 872-nucleotide messenger RNA. RefSeq names its product ATP synthase peripheral stalk subunit OSCP (gene atp5po). The transcript has 7 exons. Bases 85 to 714 code for a protein of 209 amino acids. Lineage: Eukaryota; Metazoa; Chordata; Actinopteri; Synbranchiformes; Synbranchidae. The record is from RefSeq and is a predicted model, not a curated record. Gene Ontology annotation, molecular function: proton-transporting ATP synthase activity, rotational mechanism. Gene Ontology annotation, biological process: proton motive force-driven ATP synthesis.
GACUACAUUACCCAUAGCAUGACGUCUUUCUCUGAAAUGCGCGUGCGCAUUCGUUUAUUCUACUCUGGACAGUUGUAGGAGAAAAUGGCAGCAUUCAUGCUAGGACAGCAGGUCCGCCAGUUCAGCACGUCUGUGAUCAGACCUGCAGCAAAACUGAUUAAGCACCCCAUUCAAUUGUAUGGAGUGGAGGGCCGCUAUGCCACUGCUCUAUUCUCAGCUGCCAGUAAGCAGAACAAACUGGACCAAGUGGAGCAGGAACUGCGAAAAGUGUCUACCCUGAUCAAGGACCCCAAGAUUUCCAGCAUUGUAAUGAAUCCUCAUGUUAAACGCAGCAUCAAGCAGAAAACCUUCAGUGAUGCGCUUACAAAGGCUAAGGUUUCACCUAUUACUGUCAACCUCAUGAAUGUUUUGGCUGACAAUGGUCGUCUUACUCGAACUGGUGAUGUUAUCAGUGCUUUUGGCAAGAUGAUGAGCGCGCACCGUGGAGAGGUCCUCUGCUCUGUCACUACUGCUCAGCCUUUGAAUGAAGCUAAUCUUGCUGACCUGAAAGUAGCUCUCAAUGGUUUCCUUCAGAAAGGUGAAACUCUCAAGCUGGAAACAAAGUCGGAUCCUUCAGUCCUGGGUGGCAUGAUUGUCAGUAUCGGAGACAAGUAUGUGGACAUGUCCACCAAAACAAAGAUUCAGAAGCUGACCAAGGUCAUAAGGGAAACUUAAGUCCUGUGGACUUCAUUUUGUAAAAGAUCAGAAAUGACCAUCAGGAGAAAACACUUGAUAUAUGUUGCUACCUGUUCUAGCAGUGAAGUUGCUCCAUAAAUCCUGUGACUCUGUUUAAGUUCAUAUUAAUGUUAAUAAAAACUACAAACAAUGGAGAA